Alternaria arbusti is the source of this 522-nucleotide messenger RNA. RefSeq lists its product as uncharacterized. The transcript is spliced from 2 exons. NCBI's taxonomy places the organism in Eukaryota, Fungi, Ascomycota, Dothideomycetes, Pleosporales, Pleosporaceae. The coding region runs from base 1 to 522 and encodes 173 amino acids. The record is from RefSeq and is a predicted model, not a curated record.
AUGACACGAUCAUCUCUAGAAUCCAAGCGACAUCACACCUUCGGCCUCCGUCGCAGCAGAAGCCACCUGUCCAGCAAACCAUCCUCUUCACACCUCUUCGAAGGCACCGACGCUGUCCUCCAAAACCGCAAAGUUGCUCUCCAAAAAGUCAUAGAUACGCACCACGCUCUCGAACGGAAACACGGCCACGUCGCAACACCAACCAGUACCACCAGCGAACGACCGACUUCAUCUUCCUCCUCCAUCUCCUACGAUCCCUUCACUACAGAUUUCGGCGACCUAUCUAUACCCGACGCUGAAGUGCGCACGUUUCGAUAUCUUCUUCACAGAUGGGAACCCAGGAACCCGGAGUGGGCUGACCCAGAAUUCGAAAAGGCGAUCGAGCGGCGAAGAGAAAGUUUCGAAGAGGCGGCCAUCAAGCACUUCAUCAGUCGAGUGGCUCUGUGGGAUGCCAAUGAGGCAGAAACGCAAACACAGUCACGAAGCGCGGAGGAGAUCGAGGGCGAGGAGCGAUGCGAGUAG